Molecule: messenger RNA, 1668 nt
Organism: Anas platyrhynchos (mallard)
Lineage: Eukaryota; Metazoa; Chordata; Aves; Anseriformes; Anatidae
Gene: PTMS
Product: parathymosin
Biological process (GO): negative regulation of apoptotic process; positive regulation of transcription by RNA polymerase II
Cellular component (GO): nucleus
Molecular function (GO): histone binding
Source: RefSeq, a predicted model, not a curated record
GCCCUGGCACCUCCGGGGCACCUGCGGGCGGGGAGGGGCCGGCAGCAGGCGGCGAGGGCUCCCGUGAGGGGAAGCGGAGGGGGGGUGCCUGGGGAGGGGGCCCCGCCGCGCAUUGUUCUGGCGGCCCCGCUCCGCCGGGCCUCCGCCCUCCGUCCCUCCUCCGCCUCCCGGCCGUCCCCUCUCCCCUCCCUUCGCCAGGUCCCUCCUUUCCCCGUCAGCCGGCGCUGUAUAAAUCCCCUCCGCCGCCGGGCUCCCCCCCGAUCGCGGCAGACCCUUUGAGUACUUUGGCCCGCGGGGCGGGGAGACGCAGCCGGGACUCCACCGGGACUCGGGAGCCGCCGCCGGGACUCGCCGCUCCUCACCGCGCACCCCCACCCCUUAACCCCCCCUUCCUUCCUUCCUUCCCUCCCUCCCCCCCUCAGCGCCAGCAUGUCGGAGAAACGCGUCGAGGAGGCGCCGGCGGAGCUGAGCGCCAAGGAGAUGAAGGAGAAGAAGGAGAAGGUGGAGGAGAAGGCGGUGCACAAGGAGAAGAAGAAGGAGGUGGUGGAGGAUGAGGAAAAUGGAGCUGAAGAGGAUGAGGAAGAGAAUCCUGAGGAUGUGGAUGAAGAGGAAGGUGGCGAUGAGGAUGACGAAGGAGACGAGAAUGGGCAAGAGCAGGAUGGGCAUGCAGAAAAACGAUCUGCAGAGGAGGAAGAGGAUGAAGUGGAUCCAAAGAGACAGAAGACAGAGAACGGGUCUUCAGCUUGAGUCCUCCUCCCCUUCCAUCUCCUCUGUUCCGUCCAUCUCUCCUCCUCCAUUCCAGCCUGUGCUUGCACUGUCCAUUAGCCUCUGGCUUCACACAAUCUCAGAUGAGGAAAGGUUACAAAUGCUCUCAAACAGGGAAGACAGCAGUUUCCUUCCCACCCGAAGAUCCCAGUCCGUCCACGACAUUCCCCACCUGGAGUUAUUCUGAUCCCCCACAUCCUUCCAGCUGUGCCCCACUCAAAAACAAACCUCUUCCUCAAGAAUCUCAUUGUUUCCCAUUGUGACCCAGUGCAUAACCUUACCAGGCCCAUAUGCCAGGCUUUUCACGUGGCAAGCACCUAUCAUUCCUGUUCACUCGCCCUCCCUUUUUUUCACUAGUAUGAGUGAGAUUCUUGGCAGCUUCUGCUCCCGGGACCUGCUGUCAGAUACUCUCCCUGAGUCCAGGAGGCUGCAGGCACAGAUCUCAUGGUGCAUUUUCCAGUCCUAGGCCUCCUCUCAUCUGCUUUCCCAUUGAACCCUGAGAGACAAAGUAUUACAAGCAAAUAACGGUUCUAUUAAACCAUACACAGAGAUGGGAUUUAUCUUAGGUUUUCUUUUCUUCAAGUUUACAUGACAGACAGCAAGCUGGCCCUCGUGAAUUUUUCAGAAGAUAAGGGUUGUUUUUAUAUAUGAAUUUCAUCAUAACUGCAUAUUUUUUUAAUUUGGAGGCUUUUUUAAAACAGAUCAAGAGAUACGUAAAUUGGGGACCAAACUUUGAUUUCCAUUUUUUCCCUUUAGAUUCUCUUGUGACCAUUUUUUGUAAAUUAAAGGCAAUAUAGCCACAGCAUUUUCUAUGGCACAGACAUCACGAGGAUGAUAGAUAUAAAUAUAUAUAUUGUUUUCAACUAGCACUGUAAAUAAAAGCGUUUAAAAAUAUUUCAAACA